AAGAUGACGGAGGCGAUGAUAAGGAAGAAGGCAGGGAUGGCGAGUGUGAAGGAUAUGCCUUUGCUUCAAGAUGGUCCGCCACCGGGUGGAUUCGCCCCGGUCCGAUAUGCUCGCCGGAUAUCCAAUACGGGUCCUAGCGCCAUGGCUAUUUUCCUUACUGUCUCUGGUGCGUUUGCUUGGGGGAUGUAUCAGGUCGGCCAGGGUAACAAAAUCCGCAGGGCGUUGAAGGAAGAGAAAUAUGCUGCUCGUAGAGCUAUACUUCCCAUUCUUCAAGCUGAAGAAGAUGAAAGGUUUGUGUCCGAGUGGAAAAAGUACCUGGACUACGAGGCAGAUGUAAUGAAGGAUGUUCCGGGAUGGAAAGUUGGCGAGAACGUUUACAAUUCUGGUCGUUGGAUGCCACCAGCCACUGGGGAACUCCGUCCUGAUGUCUGGUGAUAUCUUCUAAGUUACUCACAAAUGCAUUUGAUGAUGAUGGUGAUGAAUGAAUGAAUACUUCAAUGUUGGUUAAUAAAUGUUCUUUGUUUUAUCUUUUACAUUGGGUAAUAAGAGGAAGAAUGAUUCAACAGACACUUGGUUUUGCUGGAACUUAAUCUGUGUGUGUGUUUGUGUAAUUGUUUCAAUGGUAAAAUGAGACAGAAACAGUUUUUAUCAAUAAGAAUGCGAGAUUGGUUUA
Molecule: messenger RNA, 673 nt
Organism: Eruca vesicaria subsp. sativa (arugula)
Lineage: Eukaryota; Viridiplantae; Streptophyta; Magnoliopsida; Brassicales; Brassicaceae
Source: the annotation of a GenBank genome assembly